Messenger RNA from Betta splendens (Siamese fighting fish), 2124 nucleotides. RefSeq names its product microsomal glutathione S-transferase 1-like. The transcript has 4 exons. Gene Ontology annotation, cellular component: membrane; mitochondrion. Gene Ontology annotation, molecular function: glutathione transferase activity. Bases 1568 to 2014 code for a protein of 148 amino acids. The record is from RefSeq and is a predicted model, not a curated record. NCBI's taxonomy places the organism in Eukaryota, Metazoa, Chordata, Actinopteri, Anabantiformes, Osphronemidae.
GUUUUAGUGACUUCCGAUUGGCGUAACCGGGCGUCAUUAGCUCCUGCGUGUAUUACGAUCUUAGCGUACUUACGCUUAUCCUUAGACAGGAGCUUAAGAUAAGACUCAAUAUCGCCCGCUCUGGCCCCAGGCAAACACCUAACUAUGACCGCUGGAUUCUCUAACUUCACGUUUCGGACUAUGGAGUCACCAAUGAUCAAAGUGGGUUUCUCAGCGGGUGUGUCGCUGAGUGGGGAAAAUCUGUUUGAAACGUGAAGCGGUUGGUGGUGAACCGUGGGCGCCUGCCUAAAGCUACGUUUCUUACGAGCCGUGACCCAGCUGCCUGGGACCUGCCGGGGGACUGGUAGCAGCUAAGCUAGGAGGCUCCGCACCGGCUAAAGGGGCCUGGCUAGCUGGCCUGUUUUCUAAGGUGCGAAGCCGAGACUCUAAGUCUAACAACCUCGCCUCCAACCCUGCAACUAGCGUACACCUAUUACAGAUCCCAUUACCAUCACUAAAGGAGGCAGAGGAUAAGCUAAACAUAAGACACACCGAGCACCGAACAGAGCGAGAGGGAGAGGAAAAGGGGGAAGCCAUAGCAGGAAAGUAACCUAGGAGCUACGCUAGCGGAGAAAACACUUAGAUAACAGUGAAAAUUAGCAGGACAUUUAAUGAAAGGAAAAGAUGCUUGAGUGUUACAAGCUUGUUUUGCAACUCUUAGCAGUCGCUACCAGAUAUAAAACGAUAAUAUUCAGAAAAGAGCGGUGAGUAACGCCGUACACACACAGCGACAGCAAACCUCAGUAACCGGAAGUGACGCGAUACGCUUACCGUCAGUCAGCCAACACGCUAAAUGCAUGAGUUUAUUUAAUUACCAUUAUUUUACUCUCCUCCUUUAUUGUAAUUGAAAAUUAAACAUAACUUUCACAUCGUUUUGUACUAUUAAUUCAAUGAGAUUUGAAAAAUAUUGGAUAAUAAUAAUCCUUAGUAAUCCUUCUGGAGCAAGAGGAACUCUGUCCCAAGUCAAAAUGAAACACAAAUGCAAAAAACGAAGAGCUACGCACAGAAUACUUUCUGUGGUAAGUGCAGAACCGUGUUUGUUAAGUUUGAAAUGAAGGGUUUCAAAUGGUUCGUUAAAUACAUGAAUGAUUCUUUGAAAAAACGUUAACGCUCCCUCAUCCGGUUAGGAAAAAACAUCAAUACGUGGCCUUAUGACCCUCUCACGGUGGUAAUAAACUCUAAUAAGCUGCGUCUCCAUGUCCACGCGCUCGUCAUCAAACCUUCGAAACAAACUUACUCCUAAACAUAACCUGCUCCAGAGCAGGUUACGUGGACCUGGAACAGAUCCGACCCAAUAAAUUUUAUUAGACCUGGUUCAGGUUGAGAUACCUUGCCUCUCUUCUGGUUAAAGGUUGUGGUGUAAGCUAACAAGUAGUGAGCAUGUGGAUUUAUGCUUUGUAACUACAGUAAGCUAUGUCACCACGCCCCUGGGAGGAAGUAGGUCAUAGGUCAGGGUGUGUUUAGGCAUUUAUUUCACAGAUCCAGACUUGCUUCACUUCUGCAGAGUUGCCGCGAGCCAAACGCAGACAUGACAAAUCUUAUAGACAAUGAGGUUUUUCUGGCGUUCAGCACCUAUGCUGCCAUCGUCAUAGUGAAAAUGAUGCUGAUGGGGCCUCUGACUGGGUACUACCGCAUAACUAGAGGGGCCUUUGCUAAUGAGGAAGAUCUAGGAAAAACUAAAGACAAGAAGUUGCUGAGAACUCAUCCUGAUGUGGAGCGAGUUCGAAGGUGCCACCAGAACGACCUGGAGAAUGUCCUUCCCUUCGUGCUCAUUGGCCUGCUCUACUCCCUGACGGUACCUGAGCUUGGAACUGCUCUGCUUCACUUCCGCCUCUUUGUGGCGUCUCGGAUCUUCCACACUGUUGCCUAUGUUGCUGCGCUGCCCCAGCCCUCUAGGGGUCUGUCCUAUAUACUGGGCCUGCUGAUCACCUUCUCUAUGACUUACAGAGUGCUCAGCAUGGUCCUCCUCCUUUAGAGGCACCUGAAUUGUAGCAUCAUGAAGCCUGACAAUGACUUUAACCUGUACAUUCUCUUUAGAAGUAUUGAUGGAAAAUUCAUUUUUAAUAAAUGUCUCCAUCAAUGUUG